Molecule: messenger RNA, 240 nt
Organism: Camelina sativa (false flax)
Lineage: Eukaryota; Viridiplantae; Streptophyta; Magnoliopsida; Brassicales; Brassicaceae
Source: RefSeq, a predicted model, not a curated record
GGAAAUGUCGCCGUCCGGCAUCAGUUACAGAGAGCUCUAUCCAGUAAAGCCGGUGGAAGUGGAAAGAGCGGCAACGUUUCAGCUGCUGUGGAUUCGAUGCUUCUGCGUUCCCUUAAAGAACAUUAUCUUGAAGUUUCAAAGAUGACCCCUCCUCCGAAAGUGAGUCCUCCUUCGCCAUUUGAGAUUGUGAAAGGAUCGCUUGAAGGAACUGGAGGAGCUGUUCUGAAGAAAUCUGUUGGA